AGGAGAAAGAGGAAAAGGGAAGGUAGGAGGGGUGAAUAGCCAGCAGGCAGCGUGUAGAGGAAAGACAGGAGGAAAGAAGGAGAACACCGCAAUCUCCAGACAAGUCCAGCCGAGUGGAAGGAAGCCUUGAAGACGGCGCCGAGAUCCAGAAGGAUCAGAAGAGCCGAGGAAUCACCUUCAAUGCAGGCAAUUGCUAUCUGCAGGAGAGCCGAGGAGCCAGUGCCCACAGUAAGGGGGGCUGCCUUAGAAUAAUAAUCAGGCAUCAGCAAUCUCCCCCUGACAGUACAGAAAGGGCUGCGAACAGGUGCUGGAGAAAUGUUCUAGCUUUUUAUACCACCAUAGCUUCCUAAAUGCAAAAACAAUGAGUGUAUGCCAUAGAUCUCCCUGGCAGCACUGCUCGGUGUUCCAUUUAGAUGCCAUGCUGAUUUUUAUAUAAGGAAAAACAAGAAUCCCCCACAUACAGUAUCAUCAGGGAGAAAUGAAGGACUGCUGUGGUGGAUCUGCCCCUGCUUCUUAUUGAUGGAAGGACUAUGACAGCUGGGUACAAGUGGUUGGGGUAGCCUUGCUCUUGAGGACACCCCUGGUUUUGUGUAAUGAGGUUUUGGAAAAGCCAGGACUGAGACAGUUCUUGUGUCAUAGGACUGCCCUUAUUUUAUGCAGAAGAGGCAGUCAGAGAAGGCCCCAUCAUUUAUUUGACCUGCCCCUUUCCUUUUUGCAAUAUGGCUAGCGCAGGAAUUUGGGGGAUGAGACAUAUGUGGCUUUCAGGGAUUCCUGGGUCCUUCUGUUAGCAAUGGCAAGUGGCAACAAAUCCCAAAGCAACUUCAGUAGCAUUGGCUUAACCAUGAGUGCUAUCAACAACAACAACAACCUGCACCUAGACUCCAUCCAUGCAUCCAGAGGGGACCCUGCCCUCAUUAUUCCAGUCACCGUGGAGGUACCAUGUGACAGUCGGGGACAGCGCAUGUGGUGGGCAUUCCUGGCCUCUUCAAUGGUGACAUUUUUUGGGGGCCUUUUCAUCAUUUUGGUAUGGAGGACCCUUAAAUAUCUUUGGACAGUCUGCUGCCACUGUGGGGGCAAGAAUAAGGAGGUACAAAAAGUUGCAAAUACAGUCAGUACCCAAGGAAAUGAUGGGGACUGCAAACCAACUGAUGAGAAAGAAGAAGCUGUUGCUAUUGCAGAGGUGGGCUGGAUGACAUCUGUAAAAGACUGGGCUGGGGUGAUGAUUUCAGCUCAGACACUAACAGGUCGUGUGCUGGUAGUGACUGUCUUUGCUCUAAGCAUUGGGGCCCUUGUGAUAUAUUUCAUCGACUCAUCCAACCCUAUUGAAACCUGCCAAAACUUCUACAAGGACUUCACUCUGCAGAUAGAUAUGGCCUUCAACAUCUUCUUCCUUCUAUAUUUUGGCCUGAGGUUUAUCGCUGCCAAUGACAAGCUGUGGUUUUGGCUGGAAGUGAACUCUGUAGUGGAUUUUUUUACAGUGCCUCCUGUGUUUGUGUCUGUUUAUUUAAACAGGAGCUGGCUGGGCUUGAGGUUCCUACGUGCUCUGAGGCUCAUCCAGUUUUCUGAAAUCUUGCAAUUUUUAAACAUUUUAAAAACAAGUAAUUCCAUUAAGCUGGUGAACCUUUGCUCCAUUUUUAUCAGUACAUGGUUGACAGCUGCCGGCUUCAUUCAUUUAGUGGAGAACUCUGGAGACCCAUGGGAUGAUUUUCGGAAUUCACAGAGCAUCUCAUAUUGGGAAUGUGUUUACCUGCUAAUGGUGACCAUGUCUACUGUGGGAUAUGGAGAUGUUUAUGCAAAAACCACCCUUGGCCGACUCUUCAUGGUCUUCUUCAUUCUCGGUGGUUUGGCCAUGUUUGCCAGCUACGUCCCCGAAAUCAUAGAGUUAAUAGGAAACCGAAAGAAAUAUGGUGGUUCUUAUAGUGCAGUUAGUGGACGGAAGCAUAUUGUGGUCUGUGGUCACAUCACUUUAGAAAGUGUUUCCAACUUCUUAAAGGACUUCCUCCACAAAGAUCGAGAUGAUGUAAACGUGGAGAUCGUAUUUCUGCACAACAUAUCCCCCAACUUGGAGCUAGAAGCUCUCUUUAAAAGGCACUUUACUCAGGUAGAAUUUUACCAGGGAUCCGUCCUGAACCCCCAUGAUCUUGCUAGAGUAAAGAUUGAGUCUGCAGAUGCCUGCUUAAUCCUUGCAAACAAGUACUGUGCUGAUCCUGAUGCAGAGGAUGCAUCAAACAUAAUGAGAGUUAUCUCAAUAAAAAACUAUCAUCCAAAGAUACGGAUUAUCACUCAGAUGCUGCAAUAUCAUAACAAGGCACACCUGUUGAAUAUCCCUAGCUGGAAUUGGAAAGAAGGAGAUGAUGCCAUAUGUCUGGCUGAGCUGAAGCUGGGUUUCAUAGCUCAGAGUUGCCUAGCACAGGGUCUGUCCACCAUGCUUGCAAACCUGUUCUCUAUGCGUUCUUUUAUAAAGAUUGAAGAGGACACAUGGCAAAAGUACUACCUUGAAGGAGUGUCAAAUGAGAUGUACACAGAAUACCUAUCCACCGCCUUUGUUGGGCUUUCCUUCCCCGCGGUUUGUGAGUUAUGCUUUGUGAAAUUGAAGUUGCUGAUGAUAGCCAUCGAAUACAAAUCGGAAAAAGGGGAGAGCAGGAUUAUCAUCAACCCAGGAAACCACGUGAAGAUUAAAGAAGGCACGCUUGGAUUCUUCAUAGCAAGUGAUGCCAAGGAAGUUAAACGUGCAUUUUUCUAUUGCAAGGCUUGUCAUGAUGACAUCACAGACCCCAAGAGGAUAAAGAAAUGUGCAUGCAAGCGACCCAAGAUGUCCAUCCGCAAGAGGCUGAUGCAGGCAUGUUGUUUGGGGUGCACUGAGAUAGACUGCUCUUGCAUGUCAGGCACUAUACGUAGUAACACGGGAACCCUUGAACGAGCCUUCCCACUCUCUCCUGUCUCUGUUAAUGAUUUCUCCACCAAUUUUCGUGGCUUCCUCCUCACUCUCCCCUGCCUGACCGCUUUGCCUGUGUUUGCAGUUGAAGAUGAGCAGCCUUCAGCUUUGUCGCCUAAAAAAAAGCAAAGGAAUGGUGGAAUGAGGCACUCCCCUAAUUCUUCUCCCAACAUGAUGACGAGUAGGCACGAUCCCUUACUUAUGGCUGGGAAUGAUCAAAUAGACAACAUGGACUCCAGCAGUGUAAAAAAAUAUGACUCCACUGGCAUGUUCCAUUGGUGCCCAGCUAAGGAAAUGGAGAAAGUUUUAUUGACUCGCAGUGAAGCAGCAAUGACAGUUCUAAGCGGCCAUGUAGUUGUCUGUAUUUUUGGAGAUGUCACAUCUGCACUCAUUGGGCUUCGGAAUUUGGUGAUGCCACUCAGAGCCAGCAACUUCCACUACCAUGAACUUAAGCCGAUAGUAUUUGUGGGCUCCCUGGAAUAUCUAAAGAGGGAGUGGGAAACAUUGCACAACUUUCCAAAGGUUUCCAUUCUGCCUGGUACGCCAUUAAGUCGAGCUGAUCUAAGGGCUGUCAACAUUAACCUGUGUGACAUGUGCGUUAUUCUGUCAGCCAAUCAGAACAAUAUUGAUGAUACUUCACUUCAGGACAAGGAAUGUAUCUUGGCAUCUCUCAACAUCAAAUCCAUGCAGUUUGAUGACAGCAUUGGGGUCUUGCAAGCUAACUCUCAAGGUUUUACACCACCAGGAAUGGAUCGAUCUUCCCCUGACAAUAGUCCAGUGCAUGGCCUAGCAAGACAGCCAUCCAUUACCACAGGGGCAAACAUUCCCAUCAUCACUGAGCUUGCUAAACCUGGCAAACUGCUACCUAUGAUUUCAUUCAGUCAGGAAAAAAACAUUGGAACUCACAUACCAAUAAUAACAGAGUUGGUGAAUGAUUCCAAUGUUCAGUUCCUGGACCAGGAUGAUGAUGAUGACCCAGACACUGAGCUGUACCUCACCCAGCCUUUUGCUUGUGGCACUGCCUUUGCUGUAAGCGUGCUGGAUUCGCUCAUGAGUGCUACAUACUUCAAUGAUAACAUUUUAACUCUGAUCCGAACAUUGGUGACUGGAGGAGCAACACCAGAGCUAGAAUCCCUAAUAGCAGAAGAGAAUGCAUUACGCGGAGGGUAUAGCACCCCACAAACUCUAGCUAACAGGGACCGUUGUCGAGUAGCCCAGUUGGCUCUUUAUGACGGUCCAUUUGCUGACCUUGGGGAUGGUGGAUGUUAUGGAGAUUUGUAUUGCAAAGCAUUAAAAACAUACAACAUGCUUUGCUUUGGCAUCUAUCGGCUACGUGAUGGCCAUCUAAGUACGCCUAGCCAGUGUACCAAAAGGUACGUUAUUACAAAUCCUCCUUAUGAAUUUGAGAUGGUGCCCACAGACCUCAUCUUCUGCCUGAUGCAAUUCGACCACAAUGCCAGCCAGUCUCGUGCCAGCCUCUCACACUCUUCACACUCUUCACACUCCUCUAGCAAAAAGAGCUCAUCUGUUCACUCCAUCCCAGCCUCAGCUAACCGCCAGAACCGUGUCAAGGCUCGUGACGCACGUGACAAACAGAAGUACGUGAUGGAAGACAGACUGUGAACAGGGCUACCAUGUGGGAGGGGGAAGAUGGUAUAAUGAGGACAGAGGGGUAUCAAUAUAGAAACAAGCCAUAUCAUCCCCUCUCAGCAGCAAUAUGUUGCAGUCCUCAAAACCAGAAAAUGGGCUAGUUAAAGCAUUUGCAAAAAAAAUUAUAAUAAUAAUAAGGUUUGGGGAAGUUUGGUUUGGAUAACUUUAUACAGAGUUUCUAUUCAACACCCAGUUUAUUGGAGUUGUUAUAGAUAUUCUAGAUAAAAAGAGCACUGCCAUGGAUAAUGGGUGAAUAGCCAAAGGUAAUAAAGGGUAUGAAAUUCAUUUAACCCACAAAACUGUUUUGUUGUUGACAUGUACACUCAAGGUAAACCCAUAAUGGCAUCCCUGACGUGUAACUAUGUUUCCCAUGUGUGCAUUAAUACCCGCUAUGUCAGAAGUGCCGCUCUCCUCCCCUGCCUUUCAUCUGUUCUGGUCAUGAGUGCAUGGCAGUCUGUGUUUACAUCCCUUCUCAACAGCAGAACCCAACCAUUCCUCAAAUCCAAAAAGCAUUUGCUGUACUUGUUGUACAAGCAGUGUAUUUAGCCAUUGUUAAGGAGUCCAUUGUGAAUAGACCAAACAGAAGAAUAAGUAAAGUAGUACAGAAUCUUGAACUUAUAUUUUGAUACAAUCUAUCAAUAUUCUGAUAUUUAUUUAUUUUUUUCACAUCUGUCAGAUCUGUCAAUGUGUGCCAAGUUAAAAAUGUAUGUUAAAUUGUUAUGCAAGGUGAUCAUAUUUCUCGAUUAGCUGCAGACUUAUGACAUAGAAGGAACUUUUGACCUGGUCUUUUAUAUGUAGUUUUCUGUCAGAGUGGUUACGAAAUGAAUUAUUGGUCGCAGCCAAAUUUGAAAUGUCUUAAGACAAGGCAGCACAUUUACGACUGUUCCUUUUCCAGUGAAAAUAUGGCAAAAUUUCCCACAUUGUGCUUGCAACAUGUUGAUGUACUAGUAGUAGAAGAUAACACUAUAUACAUAAAGCCAAUGUGGCUCUAAAUGGUAUUACAAGAGGAUACAAACAUUAAGAAGUAGAGCGGUCUACAGCUGAUAUCUGAAAUGAGUACAGAAGUUGGUAGCUGGUUUACAGCCAUAGGUUUACUUGGUUACUUUACAUUCUGCUUUUUACAUAGGUGGCAAGAUAUGUCAAGUGAUAUGGAAUGCUUAAUUGUUUUCCAUUUCUACAAUGUGAUUUUUGCAGUAGAACAAAUUCGUUGUCUAAGCCUAUGCAUUUUUUUAAAUUCCAUAAGAGUCUGGAACUCUGCUUUGGCUCCACAGUGCUAUAGAAAGACACUUGUCACUUAUGGUAAUAGUAACUGCAUAGUAUUAUGAAUGGCUGUCUACAGGUAGUGGGUUAGAUUGUGGCAUGUUUUACUGUGUCUUUAAUUAGCUAUUAUGACAACUAAAAUAAUAUUUUGUGGUUGCAGUAGACAUCGGCCCAGCUUGUCUUAGACACCAUUGGUGAUAAACACAAAUAUAUUUCGUGCAGUCAAUAUACUACAGCCUGACUCACCUUACUGUACGUCUGACUUUCCAAAGUAGACUGAGUACCAUAUUUAUGCACAGGCACUGCUAAAUACCAUGAAUUACAGGGAAUCAGGUUUGAUCAAGUGCCUUAUUCAUCAGAGACUAUUCAAUUUCCCAAAUAUAUUUCCAUUUCUCCAUCUGCUGAAGUAUAUGAUACAGAAUAUACAGGACAAGUGACUCAAAAUCUGAAUGAAAUGAAAAAAUUGGCAUUUUAGUCUAUUGUAUUUUUUGUAUAGAGUAGGUAAAUAAAAUACUAUGAUAAGUGCUCCAUUUUAGGAUAUGAGUUAGGAAGCAGAGUUAUAGGUAUAUUUAGUUAAGGACAGUUUCCCAUUCCUGCUCACAUCUGUGCAUGUUCAUGGGCAGAGGUCUCUGACAUAUUACUUUCUAGCUGAGAUCAGAAGUUCAAGUAGGCCAUAAUAGCCAAAGGUUUUUGAGCUUGAGACUCAUUUGUUGGGGAUUAAUGUAUUAGGACAGAUCUUCUAGGAGUUGAGAAAAAAUGGUUGAGAUUGGAGUUGCAUAGUGUACAUUAUAUAUACAAGCUGUGAAGUAUCAACUGAUCAAAAGUAGCAUGAAAGCACUUAUAUCUGAUCGUUCUUCCUCUAGCUGUAUCUGCUGUUUAUGAACCCGAUGAAGCUGAUUCAAGAAAGAGGCUAUCAAAGCAGAUUAUUACAGUAGAUAGAUGUUCCUUAUAGUCUUUAAAGUUUCUUUAGAUGGCUUUAUUAUUUUAUUGACAGACGUACUUUGCUCUGAUAUUUAAUACUGCUGUUGAAUGUGUCAUCCAGUAUUUAACUGUUAGUGAAUUCUAGGUAUUAUCUGGAUAAAGAUGAGGUCUUACUUGAUGCAUCAUAUAAAAAUAAUCUGUUAAGAAUCUUCAGAAUGUAUAUAUUUAGGCUCUCUAACUACAUGUACAAUAGUAGAAAAGGACUAAACUGGCUAGAUAGCAAGCAAUAAGAAAGUACAAAAGAACAACAUCAAGUCAUAAAUAGUUUAUACACUGCCAGGAGGCCCAAACUUGUCCCAAUGCUACAUUGUAAAGCAAUAAAAUGUUAUGUAGAUACUAUAUUCAUUUUUUGCUUGCUGACAGCUGUUAUGCACCUCCAUUGAGGUUGCAUUUGCAUUAUUUUCUGCAGGUUGUAAGAGUAGCAUGAAAGAACCAGUACACAGUAAAGCAUGACAUGUAAUGCAAAAAAAGAGCUUUCCUCCUGGGAUAGAGCAAGUUGACUUGAGCAUAUUGCUUUUCCCUGGGCAGGGCUUGAGCGUACAUAUUAUGAAUACUUAAAUUGUGACCUUGGACAAGAUUUCUUGUCUCUAGUAAACCGACUUUACAUGUAUGCUCCAUCUUCAACAGCUUCAAUGUAAUUCUGUUUUCUGACAAAAAUUCAUAACAUACAGUAUGUAGUAUUUAAGAUAUAUGCCAUAUCUAUGAGUCCGUGAGCCUUUUCUUUAUAUACAUAGCAGCACUUUAGUGGCCUAUAUGUUCCUUAGUCAGCAAAUUAAAAUACAUUGAAAAUGUUGUUUACUCUGUAGACAGCAUGGUGUAGUGUUAUAGCAGGAGGAGCUGAGCAGACUGAUAUACAUAUUUAAAGGAAAAGCUUCCAUUGAACUAGUAAUUUAUUAAUCCAAUUCUUUCCUCAUUCUGGGCUGGAGUCCAGUGGCUGGUCCUACUUAGUGAUUGAUAGAUUUCCUUUUAUGAAUGUGCACACAAACAUAACUGUCACUCACUAAUUUGGACUACCUACUGGAAUCAGAAGCUUAAAAUGGACAGGUAUAGAUUACUAGUUAUUCAAAAUUUCUUUCCACAAAUAUGUACAUCAAUCUGACCAGCUCCUCCUGCUUUAUAACAUGCUGCCUACAGAAUGAACUGCAUUUUUGAUUUGAAAGAUUCCCUUUGAAUAUAGGUAAAAUUAUGCCCACAUUAGAGACCUGACCAAGCUGAAGGUGUUUGUAGUAAUAUUUCUUACAGUAUUGAUAAAUCUGCCCUCUUUAUAAAUCAAGGUUUCCUAACCAGCUGUUGCAAAACUACAACUCCCAGCAUGCACCGAUAGCCAUUGGCUGUGAGUUGUAGUUUUGCACUGCUGUAAAUCCUUUAAUUAUAAAAAAAUAAAAUAAAAUCUUUUAGCUUUUGGUAGUACUGUAGAGAUAGCAGAGAGAUGGCAAUCCUCUUAUAGGGGGACAUUUAUCAUUGUUUGCUUUGGUAAGCAAGUUCUGAAGGCAUUUUUUAUUUUUUGCUUUAGUUUUGCUAAUGUGCUACAUAUUUAUCUUACUAACACAGGGGGUUGAUAAAUUUAGAUACAUUUUUUUUUGCGACAUUUUAAAUUUGCCCACGUACAGGAGUUUUGCACUCCAGGUCAGACCUGGAGCAGACUUGCUACUUUUUUGUAAGGGGUUUACAACUUUCACACAACAUAAAUUCAUGACCACUGCAAAUUUAAUUGCUUAGGUAAGGCUGUUUGUAACUUUUUGCUUACCCACAAAAGUUUUGUUUGCCCGGAGUAAGCACAAAUAAGGCUCUAAAUACCUUGAUAAAUGUCCCCCAUAGAGUGACAGAUUGCAGAGAGUCUCUAACUUACAGAAGUUUGGGCAGUCACCGCAGAGCCAAGAUAUGAUGAAGACCUCUGCAGGAAAAGUGAAUGUUGACCAACUGUUGCCAUUCUUGUAAAUGGUAUAAAACCCAUAAUAGUACACAGCUCUUUAAUAUAUUAUAUUAUUACUAAGGUCACCAGAACCAUUUUCUGACACCAAAAUGCCUGCUAUUUUGAUCACUGAUGUCUAUGCACACCUUUGCAAAGUAGUGGGGACAACACUCACAAACCUAUAUAUCAGUAUAUAUGUAUUAUAUUUUUUCAAAGCAGAUAAAUAUAUUUGUCCUUUAGCUGAUCAUGUAUAAAUACUGUAGGUCAGUGGCCAAAUCCCCUUGUUGAGAAGCCAUUAGAAUGAGCCUUCUCAGUCUAUGUGCAUGUGUAUCAGUGUCUGUGUUAAUGUUUAGAUGGGUGAAUGUAACUAGGAGAGUAGAUAUAAUCUAUGACUAUUGUACAUUCCUAGCACCAUUUCUAUCCCUAUCCUCAUUCUGUCACACAUUUCCACAUUUUUAACAAUUUAUUUUUAUUAUAGAUACACAUGCCUUACUUACAAUAUGUUGAUUGUCUUUAUGAUUGUUGCAGCCUGAUGGUAGAGUUGUAGCCAGACUAUCCUUUACCUUGGAUGAUUAUAAAUGAAUAUUUAGGACAGUUAUUUACCCUUGCAGAGAUAGUAAAGCUUUUGGACACACCCUUGACACCUAAAUCCUGGAGCAUAUACCCUGGUAGUACCCAUCCCAACUUUGCCCUUGCUGACAGUCAUUUCUAUUAAACUGAAUGUAGAUUGGAAACUGCAUAGAUACCGUAUCUACAUAGAAGUGAUCUCCGCUCUGAUUACCACGUGCUCUAUGUUGACUUUCAUGCAGACUGUGAAAUGGGAACUUCAAAGAUUAUUAAUAGGCAAGAAUAUAAUUAGUAAAAAUGAUGCCUCAUGUGGACAAAAUAACACAUUACAGCUUACAUUGAAAUAUUAGUAAUAAUCACACAUCAGCUCUUAUCUAUGUUUGAAAACACCAUAAAGUAUGAAUGAAGCAUUGGCUGUGCAUGCUUGCUGCUGCUCCAUUCAUCAGGGAACAACUUCCCACUGUUCUUGGGAUUCCCACCAAUAAACUACUUAUCCCGUAUCCUGCUGAUAGGGGAUAACCUUUGGUCUUGGAAUAACCACUGUUAUUGAGGUCAAAGCUCACAUUUAGAGGAAAACUUAAACAUUUUAGUAUCAAAACUUAAUACAAAGCAAUCCGUAAUAAUAGAAGACUAUAGUUAGUUAUUUUUAUGCAAAUAGCACAGCUAUAUAGUCUACUACACAAGUAAAAAGAUAAUAAAACCUCCUGCGUCACAGUAAGCCAUUAUGAAUUCCAUGAGCUACAAUCACCGAAGUCCAUAGCUUGUUUUGUGGACAUUUACCAGUUACAAGUUCUUGUUAGAGAUGUAACUUAAAGCUCCUGGCACUUGUGACCUUCCAUAUACUAUUUAUAACACUGGUGUCUUCUUAUGUGGCACUGGGCCUUUUUUUCCCCUCAGACACCAAGGCAUGUGUGCAACUGCUACCUCUACACCCCUAUAGGCAAGUAUUGCUUUACUCUUCCAGUUGGUAGAUAAAGAAAGACGGGUGGAGUGCUGAGCCAGGGAGUGAAGUGCUUCUCUUGGCUAUAUAUCUAGAGAUAAGUGGGAGUCUCAGCACUGGUAUUCCGACUGAUUAUAUCUUUGACAUGCCUGCAUGGCACAUCACAUUUUAAAAAAAAAAGAUUGCUGAAAAGUAAACACUAAAAAAGUAACGCUUUAAAAAAGCACUUCUGAAUUUUUUUUGACAUAUAAUGCUCACUUGCCAGCAAUAUUCUAGCAGUGUCAUAUGUUUCAUCCCAGCUCAGUUGCAUUUAUAUUGCAUUCAGAUACCAGGAAAGCUGUGAUAUAGUACGUUAGUCCAUACAAUGAUAAGCUACAGAGUUAUAAAACUCCCAUGACUCACUGUCCGUCACUUCUAUCUGCUAAAAGUCCAGGGUAUGCUGCUUUACAAUGGCCUCCUCUGCCACCUGCCCAUGAUAAGUUUUUCCAUACCAGAUCUACAGUAAAGAGGUGUGUAGGUGUGUGUGUGUAGGGGUGGGGGAUAAGUUAAGCUGCAGCCCAAAAAUAAACUGAACUCUCAACACACAGCAAUUAGUAGACAGCAGGUAAUAUGAGUUGUAUAAGUAAAUAAGUAAAAUUAAAAAAAGCUCUGUCACUAAGCUCUGCCAUUUGCUGUUCUGAGAUAGUACGUAAGUGCAGUGUUAUGAGAUUCAAAGUAGUAAGAUUGCAGUUGUGCCAUGAUUUCUACUAAAUCUCAGCAGAAUUCUUCUUUUAGUAAAUUUUGUCACAAUUUAGUGGUAACCUUAGCAAAACAAAAAUACAAAUACAACAAAAACAUGAUGGCCCUAAACAUGCUGCAAAAACAUUUUCUUAUAGGUCUUUAUUUAAAAAAAAAAAAAAGAA
Molecule: messenger RNA, 11147 nt
Organism: Hyla sarda
Lineage: Eukaryota; Metazoa; Chordata; Amphibia; Anura; Hylidae
Gene: KCNMA1
Product: potassium calcium-activated channel subfamily M alpha 1
Exons: 29
Coding region: 791-4558 (1255 amino acids)
Biological process (GO): transmembrane transport; potassium ion transport
Cellular component (GO): postsynaptic membrane
Molecular function (GO): large conductance calcium-activated potassium channel activity
Source: RefSeq, a predicted model, not a curated record